Neodiprion fabricii is the source of this 2094-nucleotide messenger RNA. Its product is annotated as UDP-glycosyltransferase UGT5-like. The record is from RefSeq and is a predicted model, not a curated record. Lineage: Eukaryota; Metazoa; Arthropoda; Insecta; Hymenoptera; Diprionidae. Gene Ontology annotation, molecular function: UDP-glycosyltransferase activity. Bases 393 to 1985 code for a protein of 530 amino acids. The transcript is spliced from 5 exons.
UGACCAUCUUUUCACAGUUCUUAUACACGUAAGAUCAUGAAUUGAAGUUGUAUUACAUAAGAUUUAAGAUAAGAUUGGAUUAUUACCCAAUUAGAUUUUGUUUUCAGAUUGUGUAAUAUUAGGAUACCGACAUAUGAUUUAAUGCGAACUUUGGACUCACAAGAACACUGCAACUACCAAGGCAACUCAAUCUCUCUCACUUGUUACGCAUCACACAGAAACAGUCGUGAUUGGGCAUGAUUAUACGCAAACGCACAACACGAGUUCGUGAAAGAACCGAGUGCACUUUUUGGGUAUAGUUAUAACAUGCACUGUACAGCAGUGCUGAGAUUCGGCUGCCGGUAUUUUGUUGCUCCGAUUGCAGGUCAGUUCGCAGCUGUAAGUCUACAAAUAUGCCACUCCACCUCAUCGUGCUUGUAUUGACGUUAAUCGCGAGUGAUUUGCAUUGUGGAAAUGGCGCGAGGAUAUUGGGUGUAUUCCCGAUGCCAUCGAUCAGCCAUCAGGUAAUAUUCCGCAAACUGACUUUGGAAUUGAAUAAAAGAGGCCACGAGCUCGUCGUGUUAACGCCAGAUCCGGUCAACGAUACGACCUUGAAGAACUACAAGGAAAUAGACCUUCAUUUUCUCUACGAUAGCCUUGAUUUGGGAAAUCAUAUAGAUAUACGAGGAAAGAUUGAUUUCGUUGACAUGUUCAAGCAUUAUGAAGCUUUGUCGUGCUUUCAUACCAAUGAAGUAUUCAAUCAUCCGGAGUUUCGAAAAUUGUAUGCGCCCAACAGCGGUGAAAACUUUGACUUGAUAUUGUUAGAGACUUUUGUGUAUCCUGCAUUCCUGUCUCUUGCAGAACGAUUCAAAGCUCCGAUAAUCGGGAUCGCCAGUGCCGGCUUACAACUGAGUGUUCAAUACGACAUCGGCAAUCCCAUUCUGCCUUCUCAUCCGUCGAAUUGGAACAAAGAUAUGAGAGAUUUUGGAGCCUGGGUACCAUGGGAGCGGUUGGAUAACUUUAUCAAAGCUUGGAGACACAUUUACUACUACAGAACAGAAUUUUUGCCGAAACACCAGGCAAUCGCGGAGAAGCACAUGGGAAUCGAUAUCCCGCAUCUCGGUGACAUCCAUAAAAAUAUCAGUUUGAUUUUCGUUAAUCAACAGGGUCCAAUUUCUUUCGCUAGACCGAACCUUCCAAACAUCAUUGAAAUUGGAGGUUUUCACGUGUCAGCAUCGAUCAAGCCGUUAUCAAUGGACCUGCAAAAAAUUCUCGAUAACGCUACCCAGGGUUUUAUUUACAUGAGUCUUGGAUCAAACGUAAAGAGUAACAUGCUAAAGGAGGAAACACGCAAUGAAUUCAUAGCUGCGUUUUCUGAACUACCCUACAAAGUGAUUUGGAAGUUCGAGGAUGAAGUACUUCCGAAAAAACCAGAUAACGUAAUCGCAAUGAAGUGGGUUCCUCAACAAGCUAUCCUAGCUCACCCCAACCUGAAGGUGUUCAUCUAUCAGGGUGGACUCCAGAGUACAGAGGAAGCCGUUUCACACGCCGUUCCUCUGAUCGGCUUGCCGGUCUUCGGUGACCAAGAUAUGAAUGUCGACAAAAUGGUAUCCCUUGGUGUCGCUAAGAAGCUCGAGAUCACUGCUGUCAAAAGGGACAAUCUACUGGAAGCAAUUCGUACCAUCGCCCUGGACAAAGGGUACAAGCAGCGGAUGUUGACUUUACGAUCGCUGUUGAACGAAAAACCACGCGAUUCGCUCGAGAACGCAAUUUGGUGGACGGAACACGUUAUACGUCACAGAGGCGCUCCGCAUCUGCAUUCCUCGACGUCCGACGAGCCUUGGUAUCAGCGCCAGGACAUAGACAUCGUCGCGUUUAUAUCUGCAAUAUUUGUCAUCACUCUCAUAUCGUCAUUGGUUAUUCUAUACAAGUCUCUGAUUUACUGUCUAAACGCAUUAACCCGAAAUUUUACAAGAUCAGUCGGCAAAGACAAGAAAGGAAAUUGAUUCUUUUCUCUUUCUCAACAAUUUGUUUCUAAUUGACCAUCUUUUCACAGAUUUUUAUGAACUUAAGAUCAUGAAUUGAAGUUGUAUUAAAUAAGAUUUAAGAAACGGC